This is a messenger RNA of Penaeus vannamei (Pacific white shrimp), 1312 nucleotides long. The record is from RefSeq and is a predicted model, not a curated record. Lineage: Eukaryota; Metazoa; Arthropoda; Malacostraca; Decapoda; Penaeidae.
ACACCAAUCUGUAUAUACUAUUUUUUUCAGAUGAAGCUAUUUUGGUUACUGAUCGCACUCUUGGCCCUCGCUACUGCUGACGACAGCAGUUCAACAGGCCAGUCUAACGACGGCGACGACAACGGCGCUGAUGACAACGGAGUUGAUGACAAUGGCAACGGCGACGCAGGGGCCGCGUCAGACGUCGAGGGACGCACAAGGACGUCCGAGGCUGGGAAGCAACAGGGCAGAUUCUUUGGAGGAUUGGGAGGCUUGAGUCCUGUUGGAGGUAUUGGCGGUUUCAGUCCUGUUGGAGGUAUUGGCGGUAUCAGUCCUGUUGGAGGUAUUGGCGGUAUCAGUCCUGUUGGAGGUAUUGGCGGUAUCAGUCCUGUUGGAGGUAUUGGCGGUAUCAGUCCUGUUGGAGGUAUUGGCGGUAUCAGUCCUGUUGGAGGCGUUGGCGGUUUCAGUCCUGUUGGAGGUAUUGGCGGAAUCAGUCCUGUUGGAGGUAUUGGCGGUAUCAGUCCUGUUGGAGGCGUUGGCGGUAUCAGUCCUGUUGGAGGUAUUGGCGGUUUCAGUCCUGUUGGAGGUAUUGGCGGUAUCAGUCCCGUUGGAGGUGUUGGAGGUAUCAGUCCUGUUGGAGGUAUUGGCGGUAUCAGUCCUGUUGGAGGUAUUGGCGGUUUCAGUCCUGUUGGAGGUACUGGCGGUUUCAGUCUUGUUGGAGGUAUUGGCGGUAUCAGUCCUGUUGGAGGUAUUGGCGGUAUCAGUCCUGUUGGAGGUAUUGGCGGUAUCAGUCCUGUUGGAGGAUUUGGAGUUAAUCCAGUACUAGGAGGAGGGUUUGGAGUAAAUCCUGCUUUGGGAGGACUUGCUGUAAAUCCUAUUCAUGGAGGUGGAUUGGGCAUUGGGCCUGGUAUUGUGAGUCCUGUGGCUCCUCCCUCCACAUGCCGCUACUGGUGCAGGACACCCGAGGGUCAGGCCUACUGCUGUGAGAACAUCAACCAGCCACAGAGUGCUGCCGGUGUAGUCAAACCGGGAUUCUGUCCCCCCGUUCGUCCAGUGUGUCCUCUUAGGAGCUUCCAGCCACCAUUCACUUGCUCUAACGACGGCGCUUGCGGAGGCAUCGACAAGUGUUGCUUCGACAGAUGUCUCGGCGAGCACGUGUGCAAGGCUCCUCUGGGCAUUGGGCGAUAAAGUCCCAUGUAAUUAAUAUCAAAAGCAAAAUUUGAUCAAAUAUUCCACAAUAGAAAUAGUGCUACAUUAAGUAAAGAUUCCAUAAUAUGUUAUAUAUGCCAAAAAUGUAAAUAUGUAAAUUAAAUAUAAAUGUAAGGGAACAUAA